AUGCAGCAUGACCCAAAAGCAACCCUGUGUGACAACCAUCAAGUGUGUGUCUAUUACCCCAAAAAUGUUAAGGACAUUCCAGUUCCAAUAAAUCCACCAGCAGUCCCAAUGUUAAAAUCAACAACCACGACAACAUCAUCACCCUGUGAACCAUCAAGAAGUAAAAUGACGAUAACCGCCGCCAAUACGACGACAACGUCCACCGCCGGCGGUGAACCGGUUCACCAACAACCAUCAGUCACAACCAAAACAUCAAAUAAUAGACUUAGUAAUUUCUCAGUAGCCAGUUUGCUGGCUGAUACCAGGCCGAGUGUGGAACGCAAUUCGCCACCAGUCACAAGUGACGAGGAAUACGAUUCCCACGAAGACGAGAACUCAAUAGUAGACAUUGAGGAUGUAGAAGAACCUUCAAAAAAAUCAUCAGACGAUGAAGAGUCGCGUAAAAAAUCCCUGGACAAACAAUCUGGUUCAGAUGGUGAAACGAGUCCGAGAAAAUCACCAGAAUUUUUCAUCCCUGGAACGCCAAUCAGGCCAACUCCUUUCUCUGCUUUGGCAGCUGCCUGGGGUCAAGGUGUGCCUAUUUUUGGAGUUCCUCCUGGUGGUUCUGGAGUUCCUGGUUCGGGACCGCCGCCGGGAAUGUCGGGGUCGCAUCCUGGAAUGUCGGGGGCUACCGGAGUUCCACAAGGGGGUUGGCAGAGGAAUCCUUUUAUUGGGGGACAUCCUAUGUUUCAAGUUUCUGGACAGGGACAAGUUUUUGGACACGGCAGUGGGAACGAUUCCAACGAGCCUCCAAGACUAAAAUGCAAUCUCCGCAAACACAAGCCAAAUCGCAAACCGAGAACGCCCUUCACAACCCAACAACUGCUAUCCUUAGAAAAAAAGUUCCGAGAAAAACAGUAUUUAUCCAUAGCCGAAAGGGCAGAAUUUUCCAGCUCCUUAAGACUGACGGAAACCCAAGUGAAAAUCUGGUUCCAAAACCGAAGGGCAAAAGCGAAAAGGUUGCAAGAAGCUGAAUUGGAAAAGAUUAAAAUGGCAGCUCUGGGAAGAGUGGCGGCUGUCGGCGCAGCCGGCGGACCGAACAGCGCACUUUACAUGGGAUACUUUCACCCUGGUUUGAUGGGCGGGUUGCCGCAUAUGUAA
This is a messenger RNA of Ctenocephalides felis (cat flea), 1140 nucleotides long. RefSeq names its product muscle segmentation homeobox (gene Dr). The record is from RefSeq and is a predicted model, not a curated record. Lineage: Eukaryota; Metazoa; Arthropoda; Insecta; Siphonaptera; Pulicidae. Gene Ontology annotation, molecular function: RNA polymerase II transcription regulatory region sequence-specific DNA binding; DNA-binding transcription factor activity, RNA polymerase II-specific. The coding region runs from base 1 to 1140 and encodes 379 amino acids. Gene Ontology annotation, cellular component: nucleus. The transcript is spliced from 4 exons. Gene Ontology annotation, biological process: embryonic morphogenesis; regulation of transcription by RNA polymerase II.